Messenger RNA from Carya illinoinensis, 723 nucleotides. RefSeq names its product CBS domain-containing protein CBSX5-like. Bases 1 to 723 code for a protein of 240 amino acids. The record is from RefSeq and is a predicted model, not a curated record. NCBI's taxonomy places the organism in Eukaryota, Viridiplantae, Streptophyta, Magnoliopsida, Fagales, Juglandaceae. The transcript is spliced from 3 exons.
AUGUUCACCAUCCCCCGUCAUAGGUUUCUGGACCCAGCAUCAGCAGCUGAACCGAUUUUAUCAGACCCCUGUCUCGGCAAACCAGCCCUGAGGUCCUUGCCCAUUUCUGCCACCGUCGCUGACGCUUUCGCGGCCUUGAAAAAUACCGACGACAACUUCAUCAGCGUAUGGGACUGCGUCGAUCACUCGGCCAAGGUUGAGUUUGGUCACGACAACGUCGGCGUUGGCUGUGAGUGCCGUUGCGUUGGCAAGGUGUGCAUGGUGGAUGUGAUAUGCUAUCUUUGCAGGGAUGAGAAUCUGUUUUCUCCUUCUGCUACCCUGAAGGCGCCUGUUUCUGCAAGCUCCAAAAACGUGAAUCUAUUGUGGGAAGCCAUCGAUCUGAUUCUGCCAGGAGCCCAGAACCUUGUGGUACCGAUACAAACCAAACUAAGCAGCUAUUCAAGAAGAAAACAGCUCCAAAAACCCUCGACCACCGGCCCUACUACCAUCCACAACGGCCGCGAAUUCUGCUGGUUGACUCAAGAGGACGUGAUCCGGUUCCUUCUCGGCUCCAUCGGGCUCUUCUCCCCGCUCCCGGCGCUCUCUGUUGACACUCUUGGCAUUAUCACCACCGACAUCUUAGCCAUUGACUAUUACUCCCCUGCCUCUUCGGCAAUUGGAGCUAUAUCCCGCUCUCUCUGUGAGCAGACUUCAGUGGCUGAUUCUGUUUUUGUAUACCUUUAA